Solea solea (common sole) is the source of this 2533-nucleotide messenger RNA. RefSeq names its product zinc finger, C3HC-type containing 1 (gene zc3hc1). Gene Ontology annotation, cellular component: nucleus. The coding region runs from base 29 to 1537 and encodes 502 amino acids. NCBI's taxonomy places the organism in Eukaryota, Metazoa, Chordata, Actinopteri, Pleuronectiformes, Soleidae. Gene Ontology annotation, molecular function: zinc ion binding. The record is from RefSeq and is a predicted model, not a curated record. The transcript has 10 exons.
CUAUUUUCUGGGGACACCAGAACCGAACAUGGCGACGCUCAGCAGCAGCAGCGGGGAUCGCCUGGGCAGCUCUAAUCUUCAAAGAUCUUCUGUGGUAUCUCCGGAGAAAGUCCGCGAAAUCCUCCGUGAAGGGGUGUCAUCGACAGACGGCGGAUCCAACAGUGAACAUGGAGAUUUGAAAGUUCUGGAAGCAAAGAACAACACUCUCACACCUUGCGACGCAACGAACAAAGAAGCAUUUUUUUCAAGAGUGGAAUCCUAUUCAUGCUUGAAAUGGACAGGCAAACCCCGCAUAUUGUCCCCACUGAUGUGCGCCAGAUAUGGCUGGGUCAACGUUGGCUGCGAUAUGCUCAAGUGCUCCAGCUGCCAGGCUUUUCUAUGCACUUCACUACAACCAACUCUUGACAUUGAAAAAUAUGAAUCCCGCAUUGCAGAGAUAUCAAGGCAGCUUCAGACGCAGCAUGAAAAGUUCUGUCCUUGGCCCGAUUUUCCAUGUCCAGAGCGACUCUGGCUCGUUCCAGCCUGUGAACCAUCAACACUCCUAGCAGCCUUCUUGGAACGCUUCCACGGUGCCUGUGUCCUUGCACAGCAGCUGCCAGCCAUGAAGCCAGAGCAGCUGAAAUCUAUGUCUUUGACUGAGGACGUUAUCAGUGUUAUACUACAGCUUGUUGAGGAAGAACAAAAAAGAAAGGGAGGAACUCCAUGCUCUGAACCUCUGGCUGUCCAGGUGGCUGCAUGCAUCGUUUCUCUCUGUGGCUGGGCAGCAAGCCCAGCUCUGUAUGCCAUGAACCUGCCCAUCCUCACCUGCUCCUGUUGUAUGCGAAAGGUGGGUUUGUGGAACUUCCAUCAGAUGGAGGGAGCAGGUGGUGAUGGAGAGGCCCUAGCAAGCACUCUUGGCCAGUCUCCUCAAGCAACAGGUACUGCCGCAGCAGCAACGAACGAGGCCCAAGGAGACCGUUCCUCAUCUGCCUCACCCACACCUGCCACAACUCCAUGUCGCAUGAAACUUAGGAGCCAGGACACCAUGCGCACUGACCAGGGUGAAGGAAACUCUCCUGUGCCCCUGCGGGCUCGAAGCAGGGACUCACCAAGCCCCAGUGAGGAGCUGCCAAGUCCUUUGUCCAAGGGAAAGAGACCUGCAACUCGCAGCAGAGGACAGGGAGACAAUCUACAACACCCCUCUAAACGCCUGUGCUUUUCCUCCAUUGGUGGUCCUGAUGAGCUCCUUCCCAAAAACACAUUUGACCCUCUCACUCAGCACAGAGACUGGUGUCCAUGGAUCUCUGUGGGACAGGAGAAUGUGGAUGAAGGGGUUAUUCCAUUUGAUGAUGGAGACUCAGAACUUCAUCAGCAGGGCUGGAAGGCUGCACUUGAUCUCCUCAUGCCCAUGAAGAAGAACUCUGGCCCACCAGGAGGCAGUCCAGCACAGGACGCUCGUGAAAAGUCUAAAAGAGUGUUUGCUAUAUUCCGUCAGUGGCAAGGAUCCUGCACUCCGUCUCAGCAGAUUGCUUCCAACGAAACGCCAUCUCGGCAAUGAAUAGAUGGAUCGACGUGUUUUUGCAGUACAGAAACGGAAGCAUCAAUGACAGCAGUGUCCUAUCAUGUCAGUGUGUCAUCCCAUAAUGUCAUGUUUACUGUCGAGGUGUUUCUGGAGGGAUAGAAAGUUUAUUGUGCUUUUAAACAAGUGAGUAAGUAUCUUCUCUGUGAACAGUUAAGUAAGUGAAGAAUGCCUGUAUGGCUUUGAAACACUUGAAUUUUGUGAAAAGCUUGCAGUCUAUAUGGCCUUGCAUUCUGUGUGUGCAUGUAUAGUCAUUAAGUAAUAGUACAUGACUCGGUAUAGAUACUGGCCACAAGCCAGGCACUUACUUAAAGUCUGCCUCAGUAGUGACUCAGUCGUGACAUCCUGAUGUUCUGUGUUUCUGUGGAGUGUAUGAGACAUGGAGUCCUUGAUCAUAAGAAAAGAAAUGGCUCAACACUGGAUUGGUAAUGUUUACCUUCAUUGUAUAUUGAGUCAUUUAUGGGAGUGAAACAUUAACCUCAGAUUAGCAAAAAAAACAAACUGUGAGAAAGUCCUUUUUGUAUUUGUACUGUUUUGGUGUGGAUAUGAGGUGUCUUUGUAACGAACAUUCUUUUUAUUAAAAAAGAAAAAGAAAAUACUGAUUAUUGCAGGCAGGCAGAAAUGUAUCAUGAGCUUAAAACCUGUUUUAAAUUAGAAUCAGAUAUCCUGUGUUUUCUUUUUGCCUCCCUGUGACAUCUCAAUGCUAAUCCAGUCCUCACUCUUUUCUCUUGGUAGAAUUUUCUUUUAAGGUUUAAAUAAAAAUGCUCAUCUGGAGGCUUACACGCCAUUUGUUGUUGCUCUGACGCAAAGCAGGAGUAACAGACAUCAACUUCAAAAGGGCAGCCAUUUUGUAGUCUGCACACAUUUUAACCAAUUGCCUGAUGGUGUGACAAUUAAACAAUGUGUGUCACUGCAUUUUAAAUACGUUCAACAGUAAAUCAAAAAACUACUUUGUCAAAUAAAAUUUUGAAUGAA